AGAAGUAUUUUUGUCAGAGCUCUUUGUAAUUUGAAAGAAUUUUAAUUGAUCAGUCGUAAAUUGAGUGAAAGAGGAGAAGAAGGACUUCAAGGCAGUAAGUAGAUAUAUAUAGAAGCGAUUUCGGAGAAAUCCUAAUUCCUAAUACACCAUGUUCGCCGUCGGUCUUGCAUUUGUACUGUGUACAACAUUAGCUAAAGGUCAAGCACCUGUAGUUCCAUCAGUCGCAGCAGUACCAGCAGCACCAGCAGCAUCAGUGCCAGGAGCAUCAUUACCAGCACCAGCAGCAGUUGCUCCGGCAGUAGCAGCACCAGCUGCAGUCCCAGCAGUCCCAGCAGCACCAGCAGCUGCAGUACCAGCAGCCCCGGUUGCACCAGCUGUUCCAAUCUUACCAGAAGCAGCUGCUAACGUAUCUGCUACAAAUGUAACUGGUGCCAACAUAACAAUUGGUGCAUCUGCUUUAAACAUCUCUGCUGUCAACGUAACAGCUUUGCCCGCAGCUGCAGAUAACAGCUCAAAUUCUAAUGUAACAGCUGUGCCAAGUUCACCUGCGGAUAACACAACAACUGCUAAUGUCACAGCAGUUACAAGUCUUAUUUCAGAUCAGUUCAAUUCAAGUACUAACCUUACAGCAGUUGCUGAAGCUAAUGCUGACAACAGUACAAAUACCAACGUAACAGAGGUUUUAACCAAUAACAGCACUAGUCCUAAUAUGACAGAUCCUCUAAUACCGGCACCAGAAGGUUCAGCUGAUGCUGCAGUAAACAGCUCUGCUGCCAAUAUGACGGAACCUGUUGUGGACUCUGCUUCAGCAGACAAUACAACUGCAACUCAAAGCACAAUAAGUUCUGAACCACCAGCAGCAGAAGGAGCUGCUCCUGCAUCUGCUGAAGCACUUGAAUCAGCACCAACAGGAUCAUCGGGUUCACUGAAAGCACUGGAUUUUGAAGUUUACUGGUGUCUUGCAUUAUUCAUUUUAAACUUAAUCAUAUAAAAAAAACAUAAUUCAAAAUUCUAAAUACAAGAUCAAAAUUUGU
Molecule: messenger RNA, 1034 nt
Organism: Eurytemora carolleeae
Lineage: Eukaryota; Metazoa; Arthropoda; Copepoda; Calanoida; Temoridae
Product: transcriptional regulatory protein AlgP
Exons: 5
Coding region: 149-991 (280 amino acids)
Source: RefSeq, a predicted model, not a curated record